UGUGAACUAAAGAGGAAGGAGGGACACUGACCAGCAGGCCCCGAUGGAGAGCCGGCCUCCGCGGUGGCGGGCCCCGCCGCCGGGCCCUCUCACGGCACCCUGGCUCCUGGGCUGGCUCCUGUCCCCCUGGACCCUGCAGCUCGCAGGAGGGCAGUUGGUGAUCCACACUGGCCCCCCCAUAAUGGUCUCUCUGGCCAACGAGCCCGUUAUCUUCAGCUGCAAUAUCACCUACCCAUACACCCCAGAAUUCAAAACCUUCACAGUCGGCUUCUUUUACGUGGACCUCCAGGGCCAGGUGAGCUCUGAGAAGAAGACUCACUGCCAACCUAGCAUGGGCGUAGAGAACCAGACCAGCACCACUAAGUGCCAGGUCACCCCCACGCUGCCCAGCUCAUCAGCCACUGGCACCUACUACUGCUCUGUCCACUGGCCAGGCUCCGUAGGCAGAGGCAACGGCACCUUCAUCCUGGUCAGAGACACAGGCUACCAAGAGCCCCCACGGCCCCCCAAGAAUCUCCUGUUCUUUUGCUUCAUCGGCCUCCUGAGUGUCCUCAGCAUCCUGGGCACGGCUCUGGUGCUCUGGAAGAAGAAACAGAAGCAGGCUCCGCAGAAGCAACUAGCCCGGAAGAGCCCUGCCGCGAGCGCGCCUCCGGCCGAAUCCCUCUACACGGCCCUGCAGCGCCGAGAGACUGAGGUCUACGCCUGCAUGCAGACCGAGGCCAGCAGCCCGCCCCCCAGCCAGAACCUUCUCUCCCAGGAGAAACCGCAUGCGUUUGAGAAUGUCAGUGACUUUAACGAGGUCUAUGAAAAUCUAUAAGACGGGGCUCCACCUGCCCACAGGUCUUGCCCUGGAUCAGGGGCCGGGCAGCCCCUCCCUCCAAAGACUUGAUCUGUACCAGGAGUGAGGCCCCAGGGGCACUCCAUCACCUCACCCCCACAUUCAAGGCCCUUCCUGCUUUGGCCUGCCCCCACCCCCAUUCUGUGCCCCAGUCAUACCCACUGAGUGUUUCCCAUCUCCCGGCGCUCUGCCAGGCGGGCCCUUUCUCAGUCUUUAAGGCUCUCUUGGACACCACCCAUUUCCAGAGUCCUCCUCAUCCCCUCAGACACACAGGCUCACAUGGCAUCUGCCUGCAAGGCCGACCUGGAGCUCCUCGGGAGGGGCCCUCGCAGGUGCUGAGUGUGCAAGCAAGCAUCGUGAAGUGGAUGAAUAAAGGAGCAACUAUGCAAAUGA
Messenger RNA from Hipposideros armiger (great roundleaf bat), 1231 nucleotides. It is a transcript of the gene NFAM1, whose product is annotated as NFAT activating protein with ITAM motif 1. The record is from RefSeq and is a predicted model, not a curated record. Gene Ontology annotation, cellular component: membrane raft. Gene Ontology annotation, biological process: positive regulation of B cell receptor signaling pathway; B cell receptor signaling pathway; positive regulation of cytokine production. Bases 44 to 817 code for a protein of 257 amino acids. The transcript has 6 exons. Gene Ontology annotation, molecular function: transmembrane signaling receptor activity. Lineage: Eukaryota; Metazoa; Chordata; Mammalia; Chiroptera; Hipposideridae.